Platichthys flesus (European flounder) is the source of this 2597-nucleotide messenger RNA. Its product is annotated as testis-expressed protein 264 homolog. NCBI's taxonomy places the organism in Eukaryota, Metazoa, Chordata, Actinopteri, Pleuronectiformes, Pleuronectidae. The transcript is spliced from 4 exons. Gene Ontology annotation, biological process: protein-DNA covalent cross-linking repair; reticulophagy. The coding region runs from base 161 to 1084 and encodes 307 amino acids. Gene Ontology annotation, cellular component: nucleus; replication fork; endoplasmic reticulum membrane. The record is from RefSeq and is a predicted model, not a curated record.
GUCCCGUGUGCAAUGUGCGAUCUUUGGCGCUUCAUCGUUCGGUGAAACAAAAAAAACACUCACAACAAGUGUCCUGUGAUAACAACACACCGUCGUGUGUUAAACAUGUCGGACAGUGUUGAAUGACGGUACGAGCUGCGGUGAGCGAGCUGCUGCCAUCAUGCCGGACUGGCUCGGUGUGUGUGUGCUGCUCAGCCUGUUGCUCAGUGUCCUCACGGCGGCUGCCUGUGUGCUGUACUCCGGCCUCCUGUCCGACAUCACGGUGCUCACCGGCUCCGCGCCCAUUAAGAAGAUCACGUUCGCGUACAAGUUCACGCAGGGACCGUACAGAGCGUGCGGACCACUUUUAAACGAGUCCAACAGGAUCGGACCAAAGCUCUCAUCUAUUGGAGUUUUUUAUGAUGACCCUAAAACGGUGCCUGGACCACAGUGCCGCUGUGCUAUCGGCAGUAUUCUGAGUGAAGGAGAAAACGAGGCCGACGAGGAGCUUCUGAAGCGCUAUGAGACGUCUGGCUUUAAUGUUUAUUCUUUUCCUGAAGUCACACACGUGGUCACUACCUCGUUACCCCACAGGACGUUUUUCUCUAUUCUCCUGAGAGUGUGGAGAGUCUACCCCCGGCUCGGGCUCUACAUCAAGGAGAGGAGGCUGUGUGCACAUCCGUUCCUUGAGAUCUACAGGGGGGAUCAGAUCCAGUUCAUGGCCCCCUUGGCCCGGCAGGGAGAUUUCUACGUCCCUGAAGCCCGCCGGGUAGAAAGGAGGCUCUCAGAACAAGAGGAAUCCCACAGUGAUACAGAUGUCUCAGGUGCAGACUCGAACAGUGAAUACAGCUCAGGGAGUGGGGUUCUCCUGUCAGACAGCAGAGAGACGUCCCCAGCGGGCUCCUUGGUCCACUCUGUUGAAGACGGCGAUAGAGAGUACAGAGGGAGAAGCUCGAGGGGAACCUCACUGAAAGAGCUGGACGCAGAGCUGGCCGGCAGACGCGAGUCAGAAGAAAGAGAGGCGGGGCUUCGUGAAGACUCUGUCCAGAAGAGCCCGGAGGUUCCCACUCAGCAGUGGUUAGGUGUCGUUGGAGGGGAGGAGUGAAAGUUCAGAGACAUAUUUGUUAGGGAUCAUAGAAUAAAGGGAUUGGGGGAAGCUAUUGUUUGUUUGUCUUAUUGUAUGGAAAUCACAUGAAAAGACUUAAACCAAUUACAUGUCGGUCAGUUUCUGCCUUGAAAGACCUGUCUGUCUUAGAUGUAAAUCCGUUCAAAUAAGUAAAUUAUCUUUCCUCACGUUGCUGAAAGAUUCAUUUUUUUUAGCAAAUUAUAGUAAAACGAGUUCUUCUUGGGAAAUAUUGAAUCCACAUUUGCUAUGAUGUUGACUAGUUAGGUAACAGCAUCUCAUCAAUUCAAAACUAGAAUGGCAAUUAGAGAGCAAAUAUCUCUGUCACAAGACCUGGAUUUAUAUUUGGAUUUCCACCAAAUUGCACAAACUCAUAAAUAUCAGUGCCUGACUUUUUUCAUCACAAUCCAUGAAUAAUUCUCUGAGAGAAUGAGGAAAAUGUGGAAAUACACCCUAUCUCACUAACUAACCAGCAAACAAACAAAAGGAAAAAACAUGAACUUCUUGGCAGAGGUAAUAAACUACAGCGACUACAUUCUCCCACAAUGGAGAUCAAUGUUCGAGGAAUAAUCUUUACAGGCCUUGGCUACACUGACAAUUCUAUACAUCUGCUGUUACUUAUUGUCUUUUCAUAGGAUUUGUUGACAGUAACAAAAAAUAUGGAGUAAUCACCAGACUUAACCUUGAAUCUUUGAAUGCAACAGCUUCAAUGUGGUGUUGACAGAAAACAUUAUUCAGGUCCUAAGAGUUUCUACAAACCUUUUUUACAGAAGUGUGGCGGUUUGUCAGAAUCAUAGACCACUGAACUGAGUAUUUCUUACCCAAAUCCUUUUACUUGAAUGUCACAAUAUUUUAUCUGAAAUGAUGAUAGCCAUUUUUUUGAAGCAUGUCUUUAUUUUGCUGGAAAACUUGAUGUUUGUUUUAUUUUUUAGAGGAUUGUUACGUAGAUUUAAAAAUGUAGAGUUAAAUUAAUUUCAAGGGAAAUUUUUGACUUUUUUACAAAGGAUGUUUUUUAAAACAGAGAACUGUUUUAAGCACACAGACCUCACAAAGUGUUCUUCGCUGAUUUCAUGUGUUUUUUAUAUUUGUGCGCUUUGUUAUGAAUAUUAUAAUGUGCAUUUUAAAUGACUGUUUGUGGCACAAGGUGAAUGAAUUCAUAAUUACCUUCUUCUUGGCCACCUCUAAGAUUUAGGACAUUAUUAUUAUUUUAAUUGUGCAGCCAAGACUAGUGGGUUGAUCAUUAAUAUUCAUUCCACUACGACUGAAAGCAAAGCUCUGACUCUACCUUUGGAACUUGACGUAGAGUCACUCUACAUCUAGUCUGUGGUAUCUUUGAAUUAUGCCCCCAAAUUGAUCCCCAGCUUUUUCAUUUUCUGUUUAGAAUACUUGAUUUAGCUGUUUCUUUGCACAGGCUAAGAAACAGCAAUUCUGUUUGCUUGUUUUGCCUCCAUCUCUCGUUCCUCUUUGAAAUAAAUAUGGCAGCUUCUACCUCAAA